AUGAAGAUGAAUAGAAUUUUCCUAUUCCAAUGGCUUCCUUUGCUUCUUUUAUUGAUCUUCUCAAAAACCUCAAUUUCUGUAAAACCCCAUAAAAUCCCAAGGCUUACACCACUUCUUAAAAACAUCCUUAAAGAUUUUAAUACCCUUUCUAAUUCUUCUACCACUUUACCAAAAGAGUUUGAGACUUAUUUCUAUACACAAACACUUGAUCACUUCAAUUAUGGACCUAAAAGUUAUUCCACUUUUAAGCAAAGAUACAUAAUUAAUUCUAAGUAUUGGGGUGGUUCCAAUUCAAGCUCUCCAAUUUUUGCUUAUCUUGGUGCUGAAUCUUCCAUUGAUAAUGAUCCUCUUAGUAUUGGAUUUCUCACUGAUUUUGCCCCUCGUUUUAAGGCUCUUCUCGUUUACUUGGAGCAUAGGUACUACGGACAAUCAAUACCAUUUGGGAAAAUUGAAGAAGCUCUAAAAGAUGAAGAUAGAAGAGGUUAUUUCAAUUCAGCACAAGCAAUAGCCGAUUACGCAGAACUUCUGCUGCAUGUUAAAGAACAAUUCUCAGCACCUAAUUCUCCUAUUAUUGUCAUUGGAGGAUCUUAUGGAGGAAUGUUGGCUUCGUGGUUUCGAUUAAAGUAUCCUCACAUAGCUCUUGGUGCUCUAGCUUCAUCAGCUCCUAUUCUUUAUUUUGAUGACAUUACUCCUCAAAAUGGAUAUUAUUCGAUUGUCACUAAGGAUUUUAAAGAAGCGAGUGAGAGCUGUUACCAAACUAUACGAGAUUCAUGGUCCAUAAUUGACAAGAUUGCUUCUACAAAAGAUGGACUCGCCUAUCUCAGUCAAAAAUUCAAGACUUGCUCGCCGUUGAAUAAUUCUUCCGAUUUGAAGGGAUAUUUGGAUUCGACAUAUGCCGUUGCUGCUCAGUAUGACGAUCCCCCUAGGUAUCCAGUGACAGUGAUUUGUGGAGGAAUUGAUGGUGCAACCAAUGGAAGUGAUGUUCUUGAUCGUAUUUUUGCUGGAAUUGUUGCAUAUGAAGGGAAUAAAUCUUGUUAUAAUAUUCUUCCUGGUCAAACCGACUUAGGAUGGGAUUGGCAAACAUGCAGUGAGAUGGUGAUGCCUAUAGGACGAGGCGAAAAUGAUACAAUGUUCUAUUCAGCUCCUUUUAGUUUGGAUGAGUUCAUAGAAGACUGCAAGAGAGACUAUGGUGUCUCCCCUCGUCCACAUUGGGUCACAACUUAUUAUGGCGGACAUGACAUAAAAUUAAUUCUUCAUAGGUUUGCUAGCAACGUCAUUUUCUCCAAUGGACUAAGAGAUCCUUAUAGUAGUGCAGGGGUUUUGCAGGACCUAUCAGAUAGUCUACUAGCUGUCACGACGCGUAACGGUUCCCAUUGUCUAGACAUUCUUACUAGCCAGCCAACAGAUCCAGAUUGGUUAACAAUGCAAAGGAACAGAGAGGUUGAAAUCAUUGAAGGAUGGAUAACAACGUACUAUGCUGAUCUCAAAGUCCUCAAAAAUGGCACAAUGACCUAAAAGAAGAUGUUCUAGCUAGUGAUGUUCUAGCUAGUUUCUCAUGAGUUUGAUGAGUAAUGAAU
Nicotiana tabacum (common tobacco) is the source of this 1577-nucleotide messenger RNA. RefSeq lists its product as uncharacterized. Gene Ontology annotation, molecular function: serine-type exopeptidase activity; dipeptidyl-peptidase activity. Gene Ontology annotation, biological process: proteolysis. Lineage: Eukaryota; Viridiplantae; Streptophyta; Magnoliopsida; Solanales; Solanaceae. The record is from RefSeq and is a predicted model, not a curated record.